AUGGUGCCCAACAAGAAGCCGAAAGAAGCGAAGGAAAACCUUUGGUCAUCCAUACUUACCGAAGUACAAACGCAGAACAACGUCAAGCUUCCCUCCAACAAAUCAGUUCUAGUGCUAGGGGACAUUGCGAGUGGUAAAACAACGCUCAUUACCAAGCUGCGUGCUGUCGGAAGCUCAAAGAAUGGUUCAGGACUGGAGUACGCCUACAUUGAUGUGCGGGAUGAGCAUCGAGAUGAACAGACCCGACUUAACGUGUGGAUCCUCGAUGGCGAUCCGGCUCACACGAAUCUGCUAAAGUUUGCACUGAAUGAGAACAGUUACCCGCAUACACUGGUCUUGGUGACCUUGUCGAUGACGACACCUUGGAAUUGGAAGGACCAGCUUGAACAUUGGAUGAAAAUACUCGAAAAUCAUAUUGCUGGACUGUCGAUCGAUCCAGAGAAAUCGGAGCGGUGCCAAGCUCGGCUGACGACCAGAUGGCAGAAGUAUUUCGAAGACUUCGAAGCUGAAUCACCGACAAAGAGUACGGAUGGAUUGUCAUCGCAGGAAAGCAAACCCGAUGCGCUGCCGCUUUCGGAAGGUGUUCUCACAGUAAACCUUGGCCUCGACAUCGUAGUGGUCGUAACUAAAACCGACUUUAUGAAAACGCUCGAAAAAGAUCUGCUCUAUCGGGGUGAACACUUCGACUUCAUGGAGCAGAUGAUCCGCCGGUUCUGCCUGAUGUACGGUGCAGCACUAUUCUACACUAGCGUGCCAGCGGACAAAAAUUGCGAUCUGCUGUACAGCUACCUUACACACCGGAUCUACGGCUUACCAUUCCAAACGUCUGCCCAGGUCAUGGAGAGGGACGCGGUGCUGAUACCGGCCGGCUGGGACAGCAUGCAGAAGGUUGCUAUACUGUACGAAAGCAUGCCAUCAUGCCAGCCGGGUGAUAGUUACAACGAUGUCAUUGUCGAACCACCAUCGCGCAAGAUUGUAUCGAACACUAAGAUCGAGAUAGAAACGGAAGACGAAUAUGUGGUCCUUGCUCGUCUCCAGCAAAUGCUUCUGGAAGAUGAAAAAUCGUACCAAACGAGUGAUCAACUAACUCCACUGACGGCUGCCACCUCGCAGGAUUCAGAAAAUAACAUCGACGCUCAGUCAAUCCAGGAAACACGAAGAAGUAGCAGUGUGCUCGAAGACUUUUUCAACUUGCUUCGGAACAACAAACCUGCCAAGCAGUAG
Anopheles coustani is the source of this 1224-nucleotide messenger RNA. Its product is annotated as cytoplasmic dynein 1 light intermediate chain 2-like. Gene Ontology annotation, molecular function: dynein heavy chain binding. The record is from RefSeq and is a predicted model, not a curated record. Lineage: Eukaryota; Metazoa; Arthropoda; Insecta; Diptera; Culicidae. The transcript has a single exon. Gene Ontology annotation, cellular component: cytoplasmic dynein complex; centrosome. Bases 1 to 1224 code for a protein of 407 amino acids. Gene Ontology annotation, biological process: microtubule-based movement; microtubule cytoskeleton organization.